This is a messenger RNA of Saprolegnia diclina VS20, 2042 nucleotides long. RefSeq lists its product as hypothetical. The coding region runs from base 34 to 1974 and encodes 646 amino acids. The transcript is spliced from 12 exons. The record is from RefSeq and is a predicted model, not a curated record. Lineage: Eukaryota; Oomycota; Saprolegniomycetes; Saprolegniales; Saprolegniaceae. Gene Ontology annotation, molecular function: protein binding.
AACGUGGGCAAGCCGGAAGAUCGCAAGACGAGCAUGCACUGCAGCGGCCGCGCGGACGAGCUCUCGCAGGCGCUGGGCGACAUGGACAUGCUCCUCCCGCCCUUCACGCUGGCCAUGGACGCCAAGACAACGACGUGCCUCAAGCGCCACGAGCUGGCGGCGCUCGACGGCUACGUGCGCAUCGGCCUCGGGCCCGAGUCGCCGACGCACGUGUUUCGGCGCGAGCACUACAAGCUCAUCCUCAAGGCGCGCGACCUGGUCAUGAGCAUGAGCAAGGACCAUUGCGAGGUCGUCUUUCGCCGAGGGAAGCUCUUUGCGACCAACUUGAGCCAAACGUCGACGACGCAGCUCAACAAGCGCCACAUGGACGUUGGCACGCUAUACGAGCUCCACGACGGCGCCGAGCUCUGCCUCUUUGGCUGGCUCUACUAUACGGUCCAGGCCACGCGAUACGAGCAAGACUUGAUGGCCCAGCGGCCGAUCAUGCACGAGACCAUGAUCGCGUCCUACCUGACCCAUGUGCUCUUCAUGAACCCGCUCAUCACGCGCACGGCCAACGCACUCCUCUUCGGCGAGCGACUGAGCUUCCAGAACGAAUACCACGGGAUUGCGUCGGGCCUUGCACUUGCCGAGCACCCGUUUGUGGGUCUCAAGACGGGCUUUGCGACGCUCUUCAACUUGCACAAGGCGCUCGUCGACGGCUGCUGCGUCCUCCACUUGGCCGGCCACGGGCUCCCCGGUCAGCUCUUCUUUGAAGGCGAGGCCAGUCAGCCAUUGAUGGGCACCGCCGUUGACGCCGAGGCCCUUGACCAAUGCCUCCAGCUGGCGCCGCCAUGCGCGGUGUCUGGCGUCCAGCUCGCGCUGCUGCUCGUGUGCCAUUCGGCGUCGAUGGCGGGCCCGUUUGUACGAUAUGGCAUUCCACACGUGAUUGCCGUGGACGCCCAGUCCAAGCUCCAAGACUGGGUCGCGCCAGUCUUUGCCCAGCGGCUGUACAUGGAGCUCGGGACCGGGCAGUCGGUGCAAACCGCAUUCGACCGGGCAAUUGCAGCGGUCCGCAGCCACGACCUCAGCGGCGCCGAGGCGGAGAGCGAGAAGAUUCUGCUCUUGCCGCCCAACGACGACCACCGCCACGUGCUCUUCCCGCCGCUGCGAGGUCGGGUUGCGACCCGAGAGCCCUUUCUCAAGCGGUUCCCGAGCCCGUUCCUGCACUUGCACGCAGCCGAGACGCUCGAAUUUCGGCAAAAAGAGGCCGUUGUCGUCUCAACCUACCUCGCGCGGCCGCCGCACCACCCGUUCUUUACACGGCUCGUGGUCCUCACUGGUCCGGAAGGGGUCGGGAAGACGCAUUUGGCCCGCGCUGUCGGCGACGACCUUGCGCUGCGCGGGUAUUUCGACGGCGGUGUGCAUGUCAUCUACGUACAAGCGUUUGCUGACACACUGGACGCGACGGCCUUGGGCCCGGACGGCUGUUAUGACGCGGUCCAGGCCGAGGUCUCGGCGCGGCUCAAAGCGUUUGCAGGCGCACGCAAACAGCAGUGUCUCGUGCUGCUCGACGGCUGCGACGUGCUCAUGCAGCGCCCACAGGACGCGGGACGCUUUUUCGAUAGCAUUCUCAGCAGCCAAACCGACUGGAAGCUGCUCGUGACCACGUCCGUUGCCAAGACGCCGCUGGAGCUUGGGUUUAGCGCGCAGUCGUAUGCGCUGCAGCCAUUCCCAUACGAAGCGGGCGCGCAGCUGUUUGCAAAGCUCCUGGCGCGCGCUCGGUACCCGCUCUCGGUGUACCAUCUGCUCGAGACGCCGGGUUUCGACUUGGAGGUGCACGCCGACGUCGACCUCUGGCGGGUCCUAUCGACGCACCCAAUCUCGCAGCACGUGCUUCGAGGGCUUCCUGGCACCAUUGCGCGCGUCGUCGACGAGGUUGUCGCGACUCAAACGACCGUCGAUGCCUGGUUCAAACGCUCGUUUGCACCCUAAGUAGUUCGUCAACCCAUACUGUCAUGUCCGAGCGACUAGAGUGGUGCUCGAAUAACGUGAGUUCCUCA